Messenger RNA from Poeciliopsis prolifica (blackstripe livebearer), 758 nucleotides. RefSeq names its product L-rhamnose-binding lectin SML-like. The transcript has 7 exons. Bases 121 to 519 code for a protein of 132 amino acids. Gene Ontology annotation, molecular function: carbohydrate binding. NCBI's taxonomy places the organism in Eukaryota, Metazoa, Chordata, Actinopteri, Cyprinodontiformes, Poeciliidae. The record is from RefSeq and is a predicted model, not a curated record.
AUUUUGUUCCUCUGUCAGAUCAUCAGUGAAGGUAUUUAAACCCUCCAUUCCCUGGUUGAAGGCACACUGCUUCCAGUGAACCUGGUUUCUGCUGCUGCUGCUUUGAUUCUUCAUCACAAGAUGAAAUUUGUUCUUUUUACUUUGUUCCUUUGUGGAUUCAUGCUCAAAGUAAAUGGGAAAAGUUCAUCAGGAGAAUCCCUCCCAGAGGAAAAAUCCCUCGUGGCAUGUGAGGGAACAGUGGCUCGACUCUACUGUGAAGAAGGUCAGGCUAUCUAUGUGACCAGUGCUACAUAUGGACGCACUGACAAGAAGAGGUGCAGCGCUGGGAGACCUGCUGACCAGCCAAAGAACACCGAGUGCUCCACAGACGCAGGGAAAGUUGGUGAGAGGUGCAACGGGAAACAGUGGUGUAAAGUCAAAGCCAGGAACUAUGUGUUGGGAGAUCCCUGCUAUGGGACCUACAAGUACCUGGAGGUGGAAUAUAUUUGUUACGAUGUUCCCCAGUUGUGCCCAGAAUAGAAGCAGAAGUCGCCUUCUUCUUCAGGAUGCCGACGAAGGCUCUGAUGCUGCUGCCCCAACAGAUGACGCAGAGGGCAACAGACUGAGAGAAGAUCUGCAGCAUUCUGCUGCAAACCUGGAAGAAUCUUAGCUCCCUCAAGAAGCUGAAUGAAAAUAAUCUGAAUUGCAAUUAAACAUAAUAAAUAAAGUAAUAGAGUUAGUUUGAAAAUAUUUUUAUUUUCAUUUCUGUAAUAUAAAGA